Molecule: messenger RNA, 1314 nt
Organism: Columba livia (rock pigeon)
Lineage: Eukaryota; Metazoa; Chordata; Aves; Columbiformes; Columbidae
Gene: GRHPR
Product: glyoxylate and hydroxypyruvate reductase
Exons: 9
Coding region: 94-1062 (322 amino acids)
Cellular component (GO): cytosol
Molecular function (GO): glyoxylate reductase (NADPH) activity; hydroxypyruvate reductase [NAD(P)H] activity; NAD binding
Source: RefSeq, a predicted model, not a curated record
CCCUCCCGCCGCCGGCCGUGCCCGGGCCGGUCCCCGCGGGGCGGAGCGGCCGCUCGAGGUCGCUGCGCGGCGGAGCGGGGCGGUUAAACGGCCAUGGCGGUGUUCGUGACGCGGCGGAUCCCGGCCGAGGGGCUGCGGGUCCUGUCGCAGGCCGCCGGGUGCCACGUCCAGCUGUGGGACUCGGAGGAGCCGGUGCCGCGGGCCGAGCUGCUGGCGGGCGUGUCGGGGAAGCGGGGGCUGCUCUGCCUCCUGUCCGACCGCAUCGACCGCGAGGUGCUGGACGCGGCCGGGCCCGGCCUGAAAGUGAUCAGCACGAUGUCCGUGGGGUUUGACCACCUCGCCCUGGACGAAAUUAAGAAGCGAGGGAUCCGCGUGGGGUACACGCCUGACGUGCUGACCGACGCCACCGCAGAGCUCUCUGUAGCUUUGCUCCUGGCCACGUGCCGCCGGCUGCCCGAGGCGGUGGAGCAGGUGAAGAAUGGUGGCUGGACAACAUGGAAGCCCUUGUGGAUGUGUGGCUAUGGUCUGUCUGAUAGCACGGUGGGCAUCAUAGGUCUGGGAAGAAUAGGACAGGCAGUUGCCCGCCGCCUGAAGCCCUUUGGAGUCAAGAAGUUUCUGUACACUGGCAGUCACCCAAAACCUGAGAACGCUGCGGAGUUUGGGGCCGAGUUCGUCCCGCUCACCAGGCUGGCCGAAGAGUCGGACUUCGUUGUGGUGACCUGUGCUUUGACUCCGGCCACCCAGGGAAUGUGCAACAAGGACUUCUUCAGCAGAAUGAAGAAGACCGCUGUGUUCAUUAACACAAGCAGGGGGGCCGUGGUGAACCAGCAGGACCUGUACGACGCGCUGGCCCAGGGCCAGAUCGCAGCGGCGGGGCUGGACGUGACGACGCCGGAGCCGCUGCCCACGGACCAUCCCCUGCUGUCCCUCAGGAACUGCGUGAUCCUGCCGCACAUCGGGAGCGCCACCCACGCCACGCGGAGCACCAUGGCCGUGCUGGCGGCUGACAACCUUCUGGCCGGGCUGCGAGGGGACCCCAUGCCCUCCGAGCUGCUGCUGUGACGGCCGGAGCACCAUGAGCCCCGGGAGCCGCUGCGGUGACAGCCAGAGCACCACGAGCCCCGGGAGCCACCGCGGUGACAGCCGGAGCACCACGAGCCCCGGGAGCCGCCGCGGUGGGGCCGGUGCCCCGGGAGCUCCCGCCGGCUGCAGGACCAGCAGGGCUCCCGGGGAAGCGUGGCAGAGCGCGCUGUGCUCCUCAUCGCCGUGCAGCCGCGGGGCAACCGCGUGGGGGCAUUAAAGAGAAACAGUGAA